ACAGUUGUUUGGCUAACCAGGAAGUCCACUAGCUGUGUCAAUGUGAAACAAGAAAUCAUACAGCAGUUCAAUGAAUCUAGUUUAGCCUCCUAUUUAACAUUAUAUUGUGUUGUACAUUUAAGAAUCAUGGCGUGUUUCUUUAGGAGAAGUAUUGCGGAAAAGCUUGGGAGGACACUGCAGCAGUCUGAGGAUGCCUUCAUGCCAGCUCUGUCAGCAGUUCCAGUUUUUAAGAAACAGCAGUCUGCUGACUUUAAACUAUCCAUCAGUAUAUUGCGAAACAGCGGGGUUCUACCAGCCAGUGGUGACAUUCAGCAGCAGACAGUAAGCUUGGCUGAUCAGUUGACGCAGGACAGUGUCGUGGAGGACAUUUCUGCUGGACCUGGAGUGAUCAACUUCAAAAUGAACCGCACACUUCUUGUCCAGAAAAUGUUGGAGCCGUUUGGAAAGAAUGGGGAAGAGAAAUUUGGUUUGAACAGUGAACUUUUCAAACCUCUAAAGAGAGGAACAUCAUUAGUAGAAUAUAGCUCUCCAAAUAUUGCUAAGAAAUUCCACGCUGGACAUCUCCGAUCUACUAUUAUUGGUAAUUUCAUCGCCAACUUAAAGCAGUCUCUUGGACACAAUGUGAUUCGAAUGAACUACCUCGGAGACUGGGGUAUGCAGUUUGGUUUGCUGGGAGCUGGGUUCGGUCAGUUCGGAUGCAAGGAGAAACUGAAACAGAAUCCCUUACAGCAUUUAUUUGAGGUCUAUGUUCAAGUAAACAAGGAAGCAGAGCACAAUGAGGACAUGAAGCAGGCGGCUAGAGACUUCUUUAGACAGCUGGAGCAGCACGAGAGCGAGGCUGUGUCUUUGUGGCAACAGUUCAGAGAGAUCACAGUGGACGAGUAUCAACAUGUUUACAAGCGGUUAGGAGUCCACUUUGAUGUUUACUCCGGGGAGUCUUUUCACCAGGAUCAGGCACAGACGGUGGUGCAGCAGCUGCAGAGUACAGGCCUGCUGAAAAUCUCUGAGAGAGGAACAGGAGUGGUAGAUCUCUCACCUGCUGGAGACAUGAGCAGCGUCUGCACGGUGCUCCGCAGCGACGGCACGACUCUCUACAUCACCAGAGAUCUUGCUGCAGCGAUCGACCGAAAAGAGAAGUACCAUUUUGAUGAGAUGAUUUAUGUGACGGAUAAAAGUCAAGCAAAUCACUUCCAGCAGCUGUUUCAGAUCCUGCCCGCUCUGGGACAUUCGUGGGCCGACAGGUGUCAGCAUGUGCCCUUCGGCCUGGUGCGUGGAAUGAAGACCCGAAGCGGUGAGGUGGUGUUCCUGGAGGACGUGCUGGAUGAAGCUCGAGCCAGAAUGCUUCACAACAUGAGAAAGUCAAAAACAACAAAAGAACUGGAAAACCCUGACGACAUAGCAGAGAAGGUGGGAAUCAGUGCACUUAUAGUCCAGGACUUCAAAGGUCCUCUGCUGUCAGACUACACGUUUGACUGGGAGCGGAUGCUGCAGGCUCAGGGUGACACAGGAGUCUUCCUCCAGUACUCACACGCUCGACUCUGCAGUUUAAUACAGAAGAAUGAAGGAGCACAGGCAGCUGUAUUUGACCCAUCUCUUCUCCUCGAGCAAACAGCUGUAAACAUCUUGCAGCACCUCCUUCGUUAUGAUGAAGUGUUGUGGCAGUCGGCUCAGGAUCUGCAGCCAAAACAUCUGGUCAACUUUUUAUUGAAGCUGAGCCACUUGAUCGCUUCAGCACACAGAGAUCUGCCGGUGAAAGGAAGCUCUCAGGACGUUGCACAGGCCAGGUUACGUCUGUUCAGCGCUUCCUGCUCAGUCCUGGCCAAUGGAAUGAGGAUCCUGGGAAUGUCACCGGUUGAUAAAAUGUGAAACUCAAAACAGUGAAUUAUCACCUCACCAGUUUUAUGUGACUGCUGUAGUUAAUUUUUACUGUAAAUAAAAGUUUUAUUUUUAAAAUAAAUUGAUCUGCCAUGAA
Notolabrus celidotus (New Zealand spotty) is the source of this 1972-nucleotide messenger RNA. RefSeq names its product arginyl-tRNA synthetase 2, mitochondrial (gene rars2). Gene Ontology annotation, molecular function: ATP binding; arginine-tRNA ligase activity. Gene Ontology annotation, biological process: mitochondrial translation; arginyl-tRNA aminoacylation. Lineage: Eukaryota; Metazoa; Chordata; Actinopteri; Labriformes; Labridae. Gene Ontology annotation, cellular component: cytoplasm; mitochondrion. The transcript is spliced from 20 exons. The record is from RefSeq and is a predicted model, not a curated record. The coding region runs from base 127 to 1866 and encodes 579 amino acids.